AUGAGCUACACUAUCGACAACAUACCUCCAUUAACACUUGGUUUUGGAAAGCAACCUGUCGAAGCACUUCCGAUAGAAAAUGAACCAUACUGGUUUGGUGGUUCCACUGUUUUAUUUGCAUUGGUGUUGUUGGGAAUGAGUUUAUCGGAUACUCCCACGUUAGCUCAAACAAGCAAAUGCUGCACUUGGUUAGGACAACACGGCAAGGAAGCAACGGCAGAAAAAAUAGGUGUACCUAUUCGCCAUGCCGCCAUGAAGCCAUGGGACCCGUCGCACCCCAUUACGACGGUUCUUGGCGCUGGACACCAACACAUGGGACCAUCCCACACCGUUUUGUCGCAUUCCUUUCGCAGGCACACCAAUUGA
Molecule: messenger RNA, 366 nt
Organism: Necator americanus (New World hookworm)
Lineage: Eukaryota; Metazoa; Nematoda; Chromadorea; Rhabditida; Ancylostomatidae
Exons: 1
Coding region: 1-366 (121 amino acids)
Source: RefSeq, a predicted model, not a curated record